Molecule: messenger RNA, 2139 nt
Organism: Sinocyclocheilus anshuiensis
Lineage: Eukaryota; Metazoa; Chordata; Actinopteri; Cypriniformes; Cyprinidae
Product: lipolysis-stimulated lipoprotein receptor-like
Exons: 11
Coding region: 205-2064 (619 amino acids)
Biological process (GO): establishment of blood-brain barrier; tricellular tight junction assembly
Cellular component (GO): tricellular tight junction; plasma membrane
Source: RefSeq, a predicted model, not a curated record
UACACGUUCAUACCUCACUGAAGGAGUAAACGGAGGGCGCGCCAUAAAACCAAGAAGAAGAAGAAAAAGAAGAACGGAGGGCGCACCUGCCUGACAAAAUACAGCUGCAGUGUCGACACUUACUCGGAUUUUCUUUACAUACUUUUGAGGAAGUUAAAGUUGGAUGUUUUAAAGCUCAUAUGUUCUGAAAGAUUUUGAGAAAAUAUGUCGCAGGGUAUAAUCUUUACCCUCCUCUUGAUCACAGGCUGCACCACAGCAGUCAACGUGGUCUGCCCUUACCCACGACACGUAGUCAUAUUAUUCCAGCCGGUCACGCUCCGCUGUGAUUUCACUACAACAGCUACAAACCCACCACUGAUCACCUGGAAAUACAAGUCCUACUGCAGAGACCCGAUACAAGCUGCAUUAAACCCCAGUAGUGCUGACAAUGCCAUCGCUCAGUCCAACCCAAACUACAACCCUAACAUAGAGUGUGCAGACAGCGCCAGGACCGUUCGCAUAGUAGCUUCGAAACAAACAGCGGUCACACUUGGGAGCGAGUACCAGGGCCGUCAGAUCAGCAUCACAAAUAAUGCAGACCUUAACUUUGCUCAGACCGCGUGGGGUGACAGCGGAGUGUACAUCUGUAAUGCUGCUUCAGCCCAGGACCUUUCAGGGAAUGGCGAGUGUUAUACAGAACUCAUUGUGCUUGAGAGAAAGUCAAAUACUACAGACCUGCUGCCUGGCAUUGAUUUACUGAUCAUGGAAGACUGGUUGUUAGUGGUGUUGGUGGUCCUGGGCUUCCUGCUGUUGUUGCUCCUGAUUGGUAUCUGCUGGUGUCAGUGUUGCCCUCACACCUGCUGCUGUUACGUUAGCUGCCCCUGCUGCCCGGAGCGCUGCUGCUGUCCCCGCGCAUUGUAUGAGGCUGGUAAAAUGGUAAAGUCUGGCAUCCCCGGUCAGUAUGCACACACUGUCUACGCCCCAAGCAUGUAUGGCCAGCCAGCUUAUGGAAUUGGUGGAGCUGCGCCAGGCAUACCCAUGCUCCCUAUGCCGGUGGGCAUUGCUGGUCCUCCCUCCAAUGGCUAUGGCAGAGACUUUGACAGAGCCAGCUCAGUUGGUGCAGGAUCUCAAGUGCCGCUCCUGCAAGACCACGAUGGUGGAGGAACCCGUAGUGGAUACCGUGUUCAGGCCGACCAAGAUGGAAACCCAACUCGGGUGCUUUACUACAUGGAGCGAGAGCUGGCCAACUGUGACCCUAGUCGCCCAGUGAACACUCCAGGCAAAUACAGUCGUCUGGAUGGUAUGAGCGAGGUGAGCUCACUUCACGAUGGUCCAGACUCUCGAAAUCGUGGUCGGGCCAGACCGCCUCAGCUUACCACGGUGUACGAUGAUGUGGACGGAAACAUGAGCACCAUCAGCAGCGUCUCUCAGCACAUCCGACGGGAUGAGCCCAGGUGGGGACCUGACAGUCGAGGACGUGCACGCUCCAUGGAAAAUUUGGACGAUAUCAGCCGCAAUUUCGGAGACAGAGAUGACUAUCCGCCAGCACGCCGAGAUGGUGGGGCUAGAGGCGGCAGAAGAGGUUCGGAUGACGAGUGGAGCAGCAGUGGACGAGGAUACGACCCUGUCUUUGAUGACCGUCGGCGCCGUGAUUACUCUCCUGAUGCUCGUCCUCGGCGUGGAGACUCCUUCCGUGAGGCUGGUUUUCAGGGCCAGCGCAGUCGUAGUCGUGAUGACCUGAUGGAUCUGGAGCGUGAUCAUGGCCGUGGAGGUCGGGACGCAUACGAUGACAGCUUCCUGAGGGAAGCCAUGGAAAAAAAGAAGCUGGGCGAGCAGCAGAGAGGCCGCAGCCGCGAGCGGCUCGACAGCGAGAGCGAACGUUCUGACCGCUACAGGGGGCCACACGGCGGACCGCCACCUCUGCCGCUCGCCCCGCCCUCCGGAAACCCUAAUCGUCAUGGAAACCAUAGCAACUUACCACCUCCACCCCCUCCCUACACUGAGGACAGUGACAGUUUGCCAUCGUCCAAGAAGAGCAACUUAAAAAAGAAUGGAGCUGUGAGCAGAGAGAGUCUGGUGGUGUGACGCUCAGGUGAAAAUGAUGCGUGUGUGUGUGUGUGUGUGUGUGUGUGUGUGUGUGUGUGUGUGUGUGUGUGUGUG